Achroia grisella is the source of this 1723-nucleotide messenger RNA. RefSeq lists its product as uncharacterized. NCBI's taxonomy places the organism in Eukaryota, Metazoa, Arthropoda, Insecta, Lepidoptera, Pyralidae. The transcript has 2 exons. Bases 50 to 1474 code for a protein of 474 amino acids. The record is from RefSeq and is a predicted model, not a curated record.
CUUGUUUUCAAGUCCGUCGUAAUAUCGUCAAACUUUGGUCUUGUUGAAAAUGUUCGAGCUUUUGGUAUUAGCCAUUGGAGUACACAACCUAGUAUUGGCUGAUGUAAGUUUGGGAUAUCACUAUAAACGGCCGCAAAAUUUAGUUCCGAGUGUGGUAUCUACAGUUGAAUCCCCAACUUAUAUAUCACCCUUGUAUGGGGUACCUAAAUAUCAAAUUAGCAGUGGAUCUGGCCAAUACAGCUCAGGACAUGCAGAUGCCAAUAGUAAUUAUAAUGAACAGGGAUUCAGUAAGUUAUUAGGACUCAAUUAUGGUACUUACAACACAUUCAACAAAUUACAAAAUAAUGGUGCUUACAGAGGUUCUGACGGAUACCAACCUGUCAACUUACUUGGAAAUAUUUUUUAUCAAAAUGAAUUGACGAGUAACCCAUUGCCAACUUAUCCUGUCAGUAGUAGUAAUGCCAAUAAAGGUUUACAAACAUUUAAUAAUCAAUAUUAUCAGUCUACUCAAUAUCAAAAUUCUGAACAAAAAUACCAACAAUCCUUUCAAGUGCAGCAGCAGCCUGCUCAAGUAUUCAAACAUUUUUAUGUUCAUGCGGCACCUGAAGACAAUGAACCCCCAAAACAACGUAAACCUGUAAUAUUACCUCCUCCGCAGAAACAUUACAAAAUCAUAUUUAUUAAAACACCUUCACUGCAGCAGAGUGCUCCUCAAGUACUUCCAGUUCAACAAAAUGAAGAAAAAACUAUUGUUUAUGUUCUCGUUAAAAAACCUGAAGAUGUUCAAGAUGUUGUCAUACCUAAAGCUGAUCAGAAGCCUCCUACAAAACCUGAAGUAUUCUUUAUAAAAUACAAUAACAAAGAAGACUCUCAGUCUGUUAUAGAUAAUAUCGUAAAGGAUUACAAUAAAGGACAAUCAAUCAGCUUUUCUAAUCCCAGUGUAUCAAAUGAAGCGAUAGGUAAUUCUGACGUGUUCUCCGGACAAACUUACCAACCAAAUAUUACUCCUCCCGGAUUUCAAACUUUAGGACUUAACAACGGAGCACCUACAUUACCAUCGAGUAUUGGUUCUCAAUCAUUUGGAAUUGUCACCGGACCACCAAACAAUCAAAAUAAUGCCCCAGCUGGUACUGAAUCGUUUUCUUUGACAUCAAAUGAUGAAUCAGUCCAAAGUCAAAUUGCUCCUGACUUUGGAACAUCGACUUUUGGAACAUUGGAUACACAAAACCAGGCCUUACCAAUAUUCGGGUCAGCACCGUUGGGAAUUACAGGUCUUCCGAGUGCUGUACCGACAACAGUAACUACAGCAAGUUCUGCUGGUAGCAAGGGGUAUGAUAACAGCGUAUCCAACGGCGUUACUUCAUCUGGAGUGGCUGAUUCAAGUGCAAAUACUAACUAUAAUAAUUUAAGCACUGUACCUACUAGUCAAGGUGUACCUCACGAAACUUACGGUAUUCCUAAAUUCAGAAUAUAAUUCUUAAUAUGGGCAGCACUUGGUACCUAUGACUUUUAUAUUUUUAAUAUUUAUCAAGACUACAGAAUACACAUUGUCUGAUAUUAAGUUUUUUAGCUGUGACUAUGUAUUAAAUGAUUAUAUGUACGUAAGAGUUGUAAAAUGACUGAAUAUAAUUAUGAUUGUUUGCUAUAUUGGUAUAUAUGUAUUAUAAUGUUUUAAUUGAUAGAUACCUAGAAACUUAUAAUUACUAGCAAUGCUUACUACAGA